Ambispora gerdemannii is the source of this 1254-nucleotide messenger RNA. The record is from the annotation of a GenBank genome assembly. Lineage: Eukaryota; Fungi; Glomeromycota; Glomeromycetes; Archaeosporales; Ambisporaceae.
AUGCCUUCACCACCAAAACCGUGGGAACGAUCUACUAAUAGCUCUUCGAGACUAACUAAUACACAACUUAUGGCAGAACCGGCUUCGUUCGAUGGAACAACGGCUCCCGCUGUUCCAAACAGACCUUCAACUAUGGGCACUAAUACAGCAGCACCGGCAAUUAAUAGAGGGUAUAGCACAUUUGGUACUGGUGCUUAUAAUUCAGGAUAUUCACCGUAUAGCGCAUAUGGAGGAAUGAAUUCGUACAACUCAUACGGUAGUUACAGCCCUUACAAUCGAUAUGGAUCAUAUUCCUCUGGAUAUUCACCGUAUAGUCGUUAUAAUAGCUACGGAGGUAGUGGCUACGGCAACUACGGAUCGUACGGCUCAUACGGUGGCUAUAACAGAUACGGAACAAAUUACGGCGCUGGAAUGGCGGGUGGUCCUGGCGGGCCUGGCGGACCAGCAAAUCCUGAUGAGGUUCCAUUAACACAACGCAUGGAAGCCAGCACAUCGGCCGGCUUUCAUAUGAUAGAGUCGGUAGUGAAUGCAUUUGGCGGGUUCGCAUCAAUGUUGGAAUCGACGUUCUUUGCCACCCAUUCGUCGUUUAUGGCGAUGGUUGGUGUGGUUGAGCAGUUCGGGAAUCUACGUAAUUACUUGGGUCAGAUAUUGAGUGUGUUUGCGUUGGUUCGAUGGAUGCGUAAAUUAUUUUACAAGGUAACUGGUCGAGCGCCACCCGUCAAUCCUAAUGAACUGACUCCAGUUCACUUUGAACAAUUCCAAGAGUCUCGACGAUCUCGUCGACCUUUAUUCUUCUUUAUACUCGCAAUAAUCGGUAUCCCAUAUGUGGUGCACAAAAUUAUUCAAAUUCUUUUACGUCGCCAUGAAGCAAAACAAGUGAUCAAUACCGAGAUUCCCGCGUCAUCACUUCCCAAUGAAAAUAACGGUCAGAUAAUUGCACGAUCACAAACUUCUGCUACGGUGUCGCCACAAAACCUGGAGUUUUGUCGCACGCUUUACGAUUUCCAAGCCGAGUCACCAGCUGAGUUGAGUUUCCCUCGUGGUGAGAUUAUCGCCAUACUUAGUAAGACGGAUUCGUGGGGACAACCGUCGGAGUGGUGGCGAGGUCGUGUACGCAAUGGAAGUCAAGGAAUGUUCCCGUCUAAUUAUGUGGAGAUUAUUAAUAAAGGAGGUGGAAAUCCAGAUACUAAGGAUGUCAAAACUAUUUUACCCUCGAGUAAUAAUAACGACAAUGAUAAAGCAGCAGACUUCAGU